GGGAGCCGCGCAGGACAACACGGGUUAAGUUAUGUAAGCCCUUUUGGGGAGGGGUGGAGGAAAGGGGCGCUGCCGGCGUGGCUGCGGCGGCUCAGGUUGAUUGAGGGUGGAUGACAGCGGCCUGGCGCAGGCCCACGGCAGAGGAAAGCGGCUUAGCCCCCUCCGGGUUGCCAUGGAGAUAGGCGGGCGGCGGCGGGAGCGGCGGCGGCGGCGGCGGGGCUGUCAGUGAGGCAACACCGGGCACCGGGCGGCGGCGGAGAGCGGGAGGAGGAGGAGGAGGUGGAGGAGAAGGAGGAGGUGGAGGAGAAGGCCGCGGCGGGGAGCGGUGGCGGCAGACAUGGACUCGCACUGCGACUGUGCCGAGCCUCCGGCCGCCGAGCAGCCGUCGGGGAAGAUUAACAAAACCGCCUUCAAAUUGUUCAAGAGGAGGAAAUCCGGGGGCACCAUGCCGAGCAUCUUCGGGGUGAGGAGCAAAGGUGGGGAGGGGAAGGGCGCGAGCAAGACGGGGAUGGUGCGGAGCAGGACGCACGAUGGCUUGGCCGACGCCGUGCUGGAGAGCGGCAAGAAGGAGGACGCGGGCGGCGGCGAAGCGCAGGGGAAGGAUGCUCCGAGCCGGGCGGCCGGCGGCCUCGGCGGCUCCGCCAGCAGCUCGGUGGCCAAAUCGCACAGCUUCUUCUCCCUGCUGAGGAAGAACGGGAGGCCGGAGAACGGCAAGGCGGCGGAGAAUGCGGAGCAGCGGGCUGGCGGCAGACAAAAGAAGGGGCUGAAAGGGAUCUUCAGCAGCAUGCGGUGGCACAGAAAGGACAAAAUCGGCAAAGAGGAGAGGGGAGAGGCCUCAGAAAUCCCGUCCGGUCUUAUUAUGCCGGGGUCUCUGACUGCCAGCUUGGAGUGCAUCAAAGAGGAGACGCCGAAACCUUUGUCUGAAACUCCGAACGGCGCAGGAGACACCGGUGUGGAAUCGCAGCAGGAGAAGCGUGGCGGAGAUGCAUGUGUCUCGGCCGAGGAGCCCCAGGCGGGAGGGGGGGAGUCGCGGGACAGCAAAACUCCCCCCGGAGAGGACCCUGCUGCUGCUGCAAGGCGACUCGAGGAGCUCUGCGGUGAGCGACCGGACCCGGGCGCUGGAGAGGUUGGGACUGCGAAGGAUGCGGCCAUAACAGGCUGCGGAGAUAUUAUUGCGGACCAGGAGGAGGAUGUGGGCGGCGGAAGUGGCGGCUGCGAGAAGAGCACCCCCGGGGCCGGCAAGCUGGGCGCCCCCAAGAAGCACCCCACCAUGGUCGCUUACCAAGGAGGAGGGGAGGAGAUGGCCAGCCCGGACCAGGUGGAUGAUACCUACCUGCAAGAGUUCUGGGAUAUGCUAUCACAGACAGAGGAGACCGAGACAGGAGGAGGAGGCGGAGGUGGAGGAGGGACAAAGACACCCGAGGGGCUGAAGGAGAACAGAGGUACUGAGGGGGCCCAGAACAGGGUGGCGGUGAAACGUGGUGGCCUCAACCAGAUCCCCAUUCACCUCAACAACAAAGAGGAGCAGAAGGGCAGGGAGAAGGAACAGCACGAAGGUGUCCCAAAUAGCGACGAGGGCUACUGGGAUUCCACUACCCCUGGUCCUGAAGAAGACAGCACCACGAGCAUCCAGAAGGAGACCCUUCCCAGGGACAGCUACAGCGGGGAUGCACUCUAUGACCUCUACGCUGAGCCUGAUGAAAACCCACCAGGAGGACCUCCAGAGGAAGAGGUCACCUGUAUGCCACGCUCCAAGCCUGUAUCUCCAAUAACGACCACAUGCUCACUGAAAACACCCUCAAGCACAGUGAAGGACUCCAAAAUACCCAUCAGCAUUAAACACCUUGCAUCGCAUCCUGCUAGCCAUGGAACAGAUACCAGUAACAGCCAUCACGUUGCACACCAUCACCUGGCCAAAAGUGAAAUGCACAGAACAAAAAUUCCUGUCUCUAAGGUACUAGUCCGCCGAGUCAGUAACAGGGGCUUAGCAGGGACAACGGUGAAAGCUGCCACACACCAGGACAGUGCCAAAAAGUAAUUGAAGAGCAGGUGGAGACAAAGACGGACAGCCAUGUCAGUGUGUGAAAAUCUGCAUAGGAGACCGCAAAUAAUGUGUUAAUUCUGCAUCGCCUGAAGGAAGGAACCUAAAAGGCGUAUUUCACUAUACUACAUAGGCCUGCACUUCUGAAUCUGUAAGGCUGAAUAGGAGAAGACAACUUUUCAAGCACUUUUUUUUUACAUUUGUAUCUUUUUUUCUGCAGCACUAAAUACUGGGGAGGUUCAUUUUUACAUGCCUUUGUGGAAGCAGAACUUGGAUUAUGAACCUCAACGAGUAUCUUCCCUCAUGCAAAGCAGUGCCACAUGUUCUUCAAGGGAGCAAGAGUUAUAAAAGGAGCGACAUAAGAGGUUCCCCACUACACUUAUCUCUUAAUUGUUCCUGGGGAGGAGUGGAGGGAGGGUGCCUGGCGCCAAAAGUAGUGUUUGGUCUACAAGAUGUUGGAGGAAAAUACCAAGCAAAAAACAAAGAACCUAACAGGUAUUUUACCUGAUGUAGGAAUGAGAGCACUGCUCAGCAGCAGACUUGAUUGACUUGUGUGCAGUAGCUAAUUAAGGAGUUAGGUGGAUUUGUCCAAGAGGAAAAUCUAUUUUUGUUUGUCUGUCUGUUUGGUUCGUUUUGAUCUGCUCUAAUGUAAUUGGGUAACAGAGACACCUGACGUAGGUUCAGAUGUUUACAUCAAUACUUGUCCAAUAAUGCAUAUAAUCAGGUUCAGGGAAACAAUUUACUAAAUGCCAAUAUAUACACACUGUUCACAUUUAUACAAUAACUUGCUUGCCAUUUGUAAAUAUAUACAUAUUUUAGCAGAUUUACUCAACGAUACAAAUUUUUUAUAGAAAGAAAUCACCUGUCUGUAUUAUCUAGAGUUUAAACAGAAGUUAGUUUUUAUAGGUAGAUAAUUUUACAGUUCUAAAAUGAUAGAACUUUGUGUAAGUACCUUAAAUUAGAGCAAAACUCUGUUUUGUAUGGGCUCAUGCAUCCCCAGUUGAGUAAGUCUGAAGUGCUGAUUUAAUUCGAGUGGCACAUUCCAUGUCAGAGCAGAGUUUCUGACAGCACUGCCAUUGCAAACCUCUAUUUUCAGGGGUUUAGACAAAGUUGCUCUGGGCUUAAACCUUACAGAGAAGGAACCCAGGAAAGAAACAAGUUUUUUAAUUAUUAUUUUUUAAAAUAUAUAAAAUUAGUUUUUGACUAUUUAAAGAAAGUCUGGGUUCUUGUUGCUUUUUAUUUUCAUUCUUAAUACUAAUUUUACUUUAAGAGAGGAAAAGAAAUAUGGUAGGCUAAUGGUCCAUAAAAUGGUCUGAUGAGCUUGAAUCUUAUGAGAAAUGUAUUAAUGGCCAGGAUGUUUUUGAAUAGUGGCUACUGUACAUGGACAUUGACAACAUUUCCAAGAAAUUUAUUAGGGUUUUAAUGUGCCUGAGGACAUAUUUUUAUGAUACACUGAAAAAGCUCCAAAAAUCACUGAAGAUUAAAAGCGAAUAUUAUGUAUUUACAAAAUAUUUUGAUAUAAGUAUUUAAUCAUCAGACCACAGUUAAUAUAAAAUAUAUGCUCCGGUGUAUCUUACAAAUAAUAUACAUUUUAAGAAUAUAAGUCUAUAUUAUGCAGAGAAUCCUAAAUUCAAGUAACUGAAGCUAAUGGGUCUGAUCUUAUAUAGCAGUUGGUUUUAUUGUCUCGUAAACUGAAAGAAAGAAAAAAAGGAAAGUAAAUAUACAGGAUAUACAUUUGAAGGAUAUUAAGGUUAUAGAUAAACCAUAAAACGCCAGGAAUAACAUGUAAGUAUGUCUCAUAUUUGUGGUUCACUGAGGUAAUGACCUUAUGGUCACAAGAGGAGAAUUGGCAUCUGGCUCUGCAAUCACUGCAGGACAGAACACCAAGCUGCAGCACCCCAGUGACUAGGGAGAAAUUGUUCUUUUCUGCUCAGUCCCUGUUUUCAUGGUUUGAGUAAGAACCUUAAUACACUUCACAGAAGAUAAUUUUAUAUGUCUCCUUUGUAACAUAUAUACGUGUGGUUUCCUCCAUGCCUACUCUCACAGACACGUUGUACAUAUGCAUGCGUAGUCAGAGCGCACCUCCUCCCAGCGUACAUGCACACGGGCAGACACGCACCCUGCACACUCACACCUGUGCAAACAUGGCCACUCAUGCACACUCCUACAUGCAGACUGAGGGGAUGCACCACCAGUCUGUUUCACAACACGCUGGUGAGGAUUGCCUGAGAAUGAGGUUUACAUUUGGCCUAGCUCUGCUUACGCAUUUUAGACAGUUAAAGCUAGAAUACCCUCAAAAGGUUGGAUGUACAGAACGUGGAAUGUUAUCCUAGUGUUCAGCCCUAAGCCUAACAUCCUUUUUUCUGUUCUGUUUUCAUGUGACUAUAAGGAGCAUAUCUUUCCUUGCAUGACAGCUCUGCUAAAAAAUCGUAUUUCUCCAUUAUGUUUGAUGGACAAAUUGUACAGGGAGAUCCUAUAGGGUACUGGAAGUCGAGAGGGAGGGAGGAUGCGGUGGGCUUGGGUAAUACACGGAACUGGAAGCACUGAUUGCAGGUAGUAUCAGUGGUGCUUCUUUGAAUCACUAGAAGGUAUCAGCUACCGUUUCUGCAGGACUUGUCUGUGGCAAAUUAUUCAUUGUAUGCAUUUCGUUUGCGUUGUGGCGUGUAUGUAUCAAGAAACCAAUUGACUAACACUAGACUAGCUCCCUCUCACCUACUGACUAACAAGAAUCAUCAUUAAAAUGCUUUGGCUGCCCUUCA
Messenger RNA from Gallus gallus (chicken), 4800 nucleotides. It is a transcript of the gene AMER2, whose product is annotated as APC membrane recruitment protein 2. The record is from RefSeq and is marked validated. NCBI's taxonomy places the organism in Eukaryota, Metazoa, Chordata, Aves, Galliformes, Phasianidae. The coding region runs from base 338 to 2038 and encodes 566 amino acids. Gene Ontology annotation, cellular component: plasma membrane. The transcript is spliced from 2 exons. Gene Ontology annotation, biological process: regulation of canonical Wnt signaling pathway. Gene Ontology annotation, molecular function: phosphatidylinositol-4,5-bisphosphate binding; beta-catenin binding.